Molecule: messenger RNA, 2054 nt
Organism: Physcomitrium patens
Lineage: Eukaryota; Viridiplantae; Streptophyta; Bryopsida; Funariales; Funariaceae
Product: putative RING-H2 finger protein ATL69
Biological process (GO): protein ubiquitination
Molecular function (GO): transferase activity
Source: RefSeq, a predicted model, not a curated record
ACAGGACGCAGCAGCAGCGGCGGCGGCGUUGGCGAUGAGAGACGUGCAGUCGGUCACUCACUCACUCACAAUGAGGGUGAGGGGUGCGAGUGCAGGCAAUAAUCAAAAGCAGGGUAACGAGAGAGAGAGAGAGAGAGAGAGCAGAGUUGGAGUACUAGUGAAGUUUGCAGAGUACAAACAAAGAGAGAGUCUCUUGGAACUAUGACACCACAUCGAGCUGGAUUGAAGGGUGAGUACAGUGCUUGAGCAAGGCUGUCGAGGGAUCGCUGUACCCACUGCACCACUCUGCACGACCAGUGUACCCAUCUGCAGCACACCUGAUGCUUCCUCUGCCCUCUCCCAAACGCUUCUUGCUUGCUUGAGAGGUGGACAGUGUUCGUUGCGGAGCUUUAAGGAGCUGCUGCGGCGCGUGUAGCUCUGCUGCAAGGGCGCUGGUGUGCUGGGUGCCUGGUUCCUGGUGGCGGGACCUCCCAGCUAUCUACGGGUGCAAAUUUGGUGCUUGGUUGUACCCAUCCCGUAUUCGUCUCCGUUCAUGAGCUUGUUCCACGGGGAUACAGGGUGAGGGUGACUGUUUUCGGACGACGUCGUAGCUCCUUUUCAUGUGUGGUGCAGUUUGUGUGUGACAUUGUGGCUUGGACUGCACGAGACGAUUCGUACUGCUGGCUAAGUGCCCACACUUGGGUUUAGCCGACAGGAUCAUUGUCCGAUCAAGCUUCUGGAAGAAUACGGAGUAGCAUUUCACAGUGAGGGAUUUGACAACGGAUCUUUGAUGGCCUUGGGCGGGCGUUGAGAGAAUGCCGCUGAUCAACUGGCGGCACUCACUACUAUCGCAACGGCGACCAUUCCACAUACGAGUGCAACGACACAGCUACCACUUGGAAUCGGAAGGUUGAUUGAUUGGUCGCGGCUAUGGUGGACAGUAUGUCCGGAGAUAGAGGCCAGCGUGCAUGGACAUGGGAGUCGGAUUUGUUCUUAACUUUCUUGUAGCUGCAGAGGCUAUUGUAUGCAACCGUCGAGGAGUCAUCGAGCGGCUUGUGAUGAAAGAGGAAAAUGAAUUCCAGCAACACUACCACAAUGCAAGUGAGUUUGAGCAAAGUGGGGCUAGGGUAUGGAAUCGCCAUAGCUGUGGGUAUACUGGUGCUCGUCUCCACCGUCAUGCUGGCCUCGUACGUGUGUGUGCGAGUCCACCAGACCAGCAGCGGCAGCCUAAGCGGGAGCUCCACUGGCGCAGCUCCGGACCACGCCGGAGGAGAUGACGGCGGUGGAGGUGCGUUCACGGAAUGGUCAACGAGCGGCCUCGACCAAAUCACUGUGGAGUCGUACCCGAAAGUGGUGUACUCUGCCUCUCAAGCGCUCCCCCACCUUCAAGACACCUCUUGCUCCAUCUGUCUGGGAGAUUACAAGGACGGCGACACGCUGCGAAUGCUGCCGGAGUGCCGCCACAUGUUCCAUGCACUUUGUAUCGAUGCGUGGCUGCGUUUGCACGCCUCAUGCCCCAUGUGCCGCACUUCCCCUCUCCCCACUCCUCUGGCCACCCCCAUCUCCACUCCGCUCUCAGAACUCAUCCCCCUCGCUCGUCACCCUCUUCAUAUCCGCCAUUAAAGCCCCGUCUGUCCGGGCAUGGUGCAGAGCUUGCCCUAAUUUCAUUCUCUCUGGAGCUGGAUCGUUGUAAAUUCUUAGCAUUGGUCUCUAGUCUGCUCCAUCGAUUAGACUCUACUCUAAACAUGUCAGUCGGCCAGUAGUGGAGGAAGCAGCCUUGUAAGUUUUAAGCCUCUGGAUUUAUCACUGAUGGUGAGCCACAUCGAGUCUCAACCUCGGCUAAAUGCGAUACAGGGUGACAAAAUUGCACGUUGGGGAGUUAGAGAAGUCGGAGAUGGAAAGUUGAACUUCGUUUACAUGUUAGAGGUCAUGAGCGCUUGUUAAUUGUAAAACAGAUUCUGAUUUAUUUAUGUGAAACAUCAUCCUCAAAAUGCAUCGGCUGUGAACUUGCUGGUCAUUGUAAUAUCAGGAGAAAGAUUAACAAGUUCAAUCCCUCAUCCAAUUCGAUUACUGGA